GUUUGACGCAUUCGGUACGUCUUUAUGUCUUCGGUAAAGAUAGUUUUUCAAUGUUGCAUGUCUGCCAAGCUAUUAAUCGAAGGCGGUGUUUCAGAGACAACCAUCGGAAAAGGUCUUGUAGUUUAUGUUGUUUUCCUUAAAGAUUGUUCAGAUGAAGUUUUGCAUAAAAUUGCUGAAACAAUUUGUACAGUACGUCUGAUAUCUGACGAUAAUGACAAACUACAAUCAGUGGUUGAUAGCCCUUGUGACUUACUAAUUGUUCCUCAGUUCUGUUUAUCUGGGAAGUUAAAAGGCAAAUGUUUCCAAUAUCACACUGCUGUCUCAAAAGCCAUUGCCGAGUCGCUAUACUCACGAUUAGUUAGAUUCUGUGAUACGAUUUUAAAGAAUAGCGCUACAUGGUUAUCUAAGUCUUGUAAACUUUCCUAUGGAACGUUUGGAACUCGUCAAAUUCUAAGUCUAGAGACUAAUGGUCCUUUCACUCAUGUUGUUGAGUUGUAAUCUGUACAUGUCUUUUAAAUGACCUGAUUUAACUUCCCACUAUGUAUUAUUCUUUUUUUAUAGUAGAAUUUAAUUAUUUGUAAAUUUUUCUUAACGUAAUAUGAUCGAAAUAACGUGCAAUGACAGACUUGGUAAGAAAGUACGCAUUAAAUGUAACCCAACCGAUAAAGUUGGCGAUCUAAAAAAGCUGAUUGCUGCACAAACUGGAACCAACUGGGAGCGUAUCGUACUAAAAAAGUGGUACACGAUUUUUAAGGACCAUAUAACACUUCAGGAUUAUGAAAUCAAUGAUGGAAUGAACCUUGAGUUGUACUAUCAAUAAUUUGUGUUCAGAACUGGUUCAUUUUCUGUAUAUUUCAAAUACAAAUUUUUCAUUCA
Messenger RNA from Schistosoma turkestanicum, 876 nucleotides. The record is from the annotation of a GenBank genome assembly. Lineage: Eukaryota; Metazoa; Platyhelminthes; Trematoda; Strigeidida; Schistosomatidae.